UGGAAUUCCUAUUGUGCUUGGACCCGGUCGGGCAGAGCGAGCGCAAGUUGCCUCUCCGCGCACCUCCGCGCACAGCGUAGGUCCGGCGACCGCACUCGCGCUCUGGGAAGAGGAAGGUGCUCUCGACCCACGCGGAGACCCCCACUCCCCGCAUACUGCUCCCGCUGCUGCUACAGGAGGCCGAGCUGAAGCCGCAGAUCGCGCCGCCCCAGAGCCGGUGAGUGCCCCAGGCGAGGCCACUCCCCCCCAGCCCCUGCUUGCGCGCCCUGGGCGCACGGAUGCGCGCGCGGAUCUCGGCUGCCGGGCGCAUGCAGCCGCCGCCUCCCCCGCCUCCGCCGCACGCCCCGGCCCGCUGCUGCUCUCUGUGAGCGCCCUUCAAGGCUCCCCGGGGGCCGCGGACCAAGGGACCCUCCGGAGCCCGCGCAGGCGGCGGGGCGCGCGCAGCUGGGGCCGGGAACGCUCGUGCGGGAGCAUGGAAGGGGCCGGGGAGCGCAGCUUGGCGGAGCCGGACAGCCAGGGCUCGGCGGCGACCGGCGAGGACAUCGAGAUCGUUGUCAACGUGGGGGGCGUGCGGCAGGUGCUCUACGGAGACCUCCUCAGCCAGUAUCCGGAGACCCGGCUGGCGGAGCUCAUUAACUGCCUGGCCGGGGGCUACGACACCAUCUUCUCCCUGUGCGAUGAUUACGACCCCGGCAAGCGCGAGUUCUACUUUGACAGGGACCCGGACGCGUUCAAGUGUGUCAUCGAAGUGUAUUAUUUCGGGGAGGUGCACAUGAAGAAGGGCAUCUGCCCCAUCUGCUUCAAGAACGAGAUGGAUUUCUGGAAGGUGGACCUCAAGUUCCUCGACGACUGUUGCAAAAGCCACCUGAGCGAGAAGCGCGAGGAGCUGGAGGAGAUCGCGCGCCGUGUGCAGCUCAUCCUGGACGACCUGGGCGUGGAUGCCGCCGAGGGCCGCUGGCGCCGCUGCCAGAAGUGCGUGUGGAAGUUCCUGGAGAAGCCCGAGUCGUCGUGCCCGGCUCGCGUGGUGGCCGUGCUGUCCUUCCUGCUCAUCCUGGUGUCGUCAGUGGUCAUGUGCAUGGGGACCAUUCCGGAGCUGCAGGUGGUGGACGCGGAAGGCAACCGCGUGGAGCACCCGACCCUGGAGAACGUGGAGACGGCGUGCAUCGGCUGGUUCACGCUGGAGUACCUGUUGCGCCUCUUCUCCUCGCCCAACAAGCUGCACUUCGCGCUGUCCUUCAUGAACAUCGUGGACGUGCUGGCCAUCCUGCCCUUCUACGUCAGCCUCACGCUCACGCACCUGGGCGCGCGCAUGAUGGAGCUCACCAACGUACAGCAGGCGGUGCAGGCACUGCGCAUCAUGCGCAUUGCGCGCAUCUUCAAGCUCGCUCGCCACUCCUCCGGGCUGCAGACCCUCACCUACGCGCUCAAGCGCAGCUUCAAGGAGCUGGGGCUGCUGCUCAUGUACCUGGCCGUGGGCAUCUUUGUUUUCUCGGCGCUGGGCUACACCAUGGAGCAGAGCCACCCGGAGACCCUGUUUAAGAGCAUCCCCCAGUCCUUCUGGUGGGCCAUCAUCACCAUGACGACAGUGGGCUAUGGAGACAUCUACCCCAAGACCACGCUGGGCAAGCUCAAUGCGGCCAUCAGCUUCCUGUGUGGGGUCAUCGCCAUCGCUCUGCCCAUCCACCCCAUCAUCAACAACUUUGUCAGGUACUACAACAAGCAGCGCGUGCUAGAGACCGCGGCCAAGCACGAGCUGGAGCUCAUGGAACUCAACUCCAUCAGUGCGGGCGAGGGCAAGCCUGGUGGCUCCCGCAGUGACCUGGACACCUUGCCCCCAGAGACUGCAGUGAAGGAGGUGCCGAGCUGGGGCAGCCGGCUGAAGCUCUCCCACAGCGACACUUUCAUCCCCUUGCUGACGGAGGAGAAGCACCACAGGACCAGGCUCCAGAGCUGCAAGUGACCGAGGGCGCCCAGCAGGGAUGGCUGGGCCACAAGUAUGAACCAUGUAGUGGAGGAGAAGGGCUGCCCGGUGUCCUCAGGCCUCCCCUGAACAGACCCGAGGGGCUCCUCUGCCAAGCAAGGCUGGGUAAGGGGGCGAGGCCGGGGAGGGGGGUGCAGGGCCACAGGACAACGUGGCACACACGGAGUGGCUCGGAUGGUGGCAGGGGCCCGUGCCAGCUCUGUGUCUCCUUCAGUAAAGCUCCUGCUGCGUCCACGCUCUGUGCUGUGGGUUGUGUCACCCGGGCUGGCUGUCACCCCAAGAGUGGCUCAGCCACACCCCAGUGCCAGGCCUGGAGGUAGGUGGGCAGGCCGGGAGGAGGGGGAGCUAUUUUUAGUCUGGAGCUAAUUAAAGAAGGGCUCCGUGGUGGGUGGGGUGCAGAGCCCAGGCUCCUGGCCACUUUCCUGGAGGCUCGGCGGGCAACAUCUACCUUCUGUUUCCUUCUGGGGCGAAGCUGGCUCCCAGCACCCUUGGGUGGAGGGGGAGGGAGAAGUCACAGAGUCCUCAGAACAGUGAGGUCACCAUUUAAAUAGUCACCUGUGUGGGGUCUUUUGCACAACUUCUUUCUGUCCUUUCCAGUGACCCUGCUAGACAGGAAUCCCAUGUUACAGAUGGAGAAACUGAGGCCCAGGUCUCAGUCCUGACUCUCUUCGUGGGGAUGCUAGGUGGUCUUUGGUCACAGGCUCUGCUUGGGCUCACGAGGGGGCCGCAGGGCAGGGAGAGGGGCUGAGGGUCCCUGCACCCCAGCUCACCCUUCCAUCCACCCAGCCCUCAGGGGACAGACAGGCAGACCUGGUUUGAGCUCAGGGAGUGAAGACAAGAUUGGAGGUGCAAGAGUUCAAGAGUUUUUCCUAGUGUAUCUCUUUGACCAUUCUGUGAGCCCUGUGGUCUCAGGGCUGUUUAUUAACCUCUCUGAUCCUCAUGACCUUGGAGAACGCUGGUUCUUAGCACAGCAACUGCCACUGCUUAAGUGCUUAUUAGAUGCAGCUGGCUGUGUUUCUCUGAGCUUGGAAAGAGGUAGCAGCCCUGGUGCCCAGCCCGGCCCCCACACAUCUGGGCUGGGCAUGCCAGGACUGGGACAGGCAUCGUCACUAGGAAGUGGCAGCUGUCAGCUGGGGCGUCCCUGGAGGGGGAGGUCUUGGGCAAGGGCUGGAGUCAUCUCCGUGUGCUCCUUGGGCCGUGGAUGGACAGACGGCAUGGCAGGUGUGUGGGGGCGCUGCACUGUUUCCGCUGUCCCUGGAACCGCUGAAGGUCCUGUCACCUCUGCGCCAGCCCGCUGAGACUCAGCAAUGUGUGUCUCUCUCCAAGAGAGGGCUGGGUCCUGCGGCCAUCAGAGGAGAGGUGGGGGCUGGGCAAAGGAGGACACAGUAGAAAGGUAGAGGGCUUUGGGCUUUGGGGGUGCUGUUGCUGAAUGGGUGGGGUGCUUUUCUUUGUCAGCCUGGUCCCUGGAGCCCCUGGGAGCUGCCUGUGUCAGCCUGAGGGCUUGCAGAGAGAAGCCUGGGACAGGCAGGACAGGGAGGCCACGGCCGGGAGUGGCCACGGCCGGGAGCUCAUUUCCGGGUCCACAGCCAUCUUGAGGUUUGGAAACUGAGUCCUGGAAGGGGAGCCAUUGGUGUGAGAUCGUCCUGGGUUCGGGUUAGAUAAGACCCUGUCCCAGAUCUCAGUGGGGACAAAGGAGUCAGAGACAGCGACUAGGGGAGGGACUGCAGGCUCUGGAGGUUCGGGCGGCCCAUGGUCCCUGCGGUCUUUCUGGAGUUCUAGCACCUGCAUUUGGCUGUGCCUGCAAAGCCCCAGGCGGCUCUGAGAACUAGCGACAGGUUGUACCCCAUUCCUAUUUUUUUUUUUUUUUUUUUUUUUUGGGAAUCGAACUCAGGACCUUGCACUUGCCAGACAGGCUCUUGUGCCACUGGGCUACAUCCCCAGCCCUUACCCCACUCCUAUUCAAUUAGAGUCUCUGGGAGUGACGCUGAGUGUGCAGCGCAUUUUUUUUUUUAACUUUCAAGUGCACGUGAGUCAUUAGAGAUCUGGUUAAAAUGCAGAUUUUGAAUCUGUGGAGCGGAGGGUGCCCUGUCAUUUUCCAUUCCCAACAAGCGCUCCCGAGGGGCUGGCACUGGGUCUGGGACCCCAAGGAGGAGUUGACAAACUCUGGCUCCGGGGGCCACACCUGUCUCCUCCGCCCCGACCUGCUUCUGUUCAUCCCAUGGGUUAAGAAUGGUUUUUAUGUUUCUAAGGGUGGAAAAAUCUCAAAAGAAAGAAUAACAUUUUGUGACCAGAAAAAAGUACGUAAAAUGCAAAUUUCCGUGUCUACAAUAAAGUCUUGUUGGAAUAGA
This is a messenger RNA of Chinchilla lanigera (long-tailed chinchilla), 4329 nucleotides long. RefSeq names its product potassium voltage-gated channel subfamily F member 1. Gene Ontology annotation, cellular component: voltage-gated potassium channel complex; membrane. The record is from RefSeq and is a predicted model, not a curated record. The transcript has a single exon. Gene Ontology annotation, biological process: protein homooligomerization; potassium ion transmembrane transport. Gene Ontology annotation, molecular function: voltage-gated potassium channel activity. Lineage: Eukaryota; Metazoa; Chordata; Mammalia; Rodentia; Chinchillidae. The coding region runs from base 473 to 1960 and encodes 495 amino acids.